This is a messenger RNA of Sclerotinia sclerotiorum 1980 UF-70, 147 nucleotides long. RefSeq lists its product as hypothetical. Lineage: Eukaryota; Fungi; Ascomycota; Leotiomycetes; Helotiales; Sclerotiniaceae. The record is from RefSeq and is a predicted model, not a curated record. The transcript has a single exon. Bases 1 to 147 code for a protein of 48 amino acids.
AUGUAUACCCCGUUGAAAAGUAAUACAUUCACAUAUUGGGAGGAGGAAUUUGGUGAGGAUAUCGUGUCCGAUCCAGUAAUAACCUUUGUGGAUAGCGUGGAGACUGGGGAGGAUUAUUUCCUGGGUGGUUGGGGGAUGUUGGGUUGA